AUGGUGGUGGUAAAAGCAUUCCGCGUCCUGUACCGCAUCCUGGUCGAUUACUGCUCCAACUGCUCCCUGGCCGGCGUGGGGUACAUCUCCAACCGGAAGUACCACUGGACCGAGCGCCUAUUCUGGAUGGCAUGCGUCCUGUUCGCCUGGACCGGCUCGUACAUGCUGAUCAACACGUACAUGGAGCUGUUCCGCAAGGAUGCGGUCAGCAUCGUGGUGGAGAAUCUGGAUCCGCGCAAAGACAUUGCCCACUUCCCGUCGGUGGGCGUCUGUGAGAUGGGCUACACCAAGCAGCAGUACGAUGCGCUCCAGCAGGUGAUCGACGGGUUGCGCACGACCGAGGAGAUGGAGUACAACUACGAUGUGGAGGAGUUUAUGUUGCGCCUGAUCUACCACAACCUGUACAACUACGGCUCGAUCAAGUCGUACUGUGCGAUGUACAAGGACUGUGACGACUGUGUCAAGUGUCCGGUGGAGGGGUAUCCAAGGUUCUCGAACGCGGUGCGGGCGAACUGUUCCCAGCUGUUUGAUGAGUGCCGCUGGAAUGGGAAGGUGUUCGAUUGUUGUCGCUACUUCCGGCCGAUCCAGACGACGAUGGGCUCGUGCUUUCUGCUCAACUCCAUACAGACUGUUAGCAAAUAUGGGCCACAGUGGUUGCGGAUGGAUAUGAGCAUGGCAUCGCCGAAGGGAGAGCUGCAGCUGAACUUUAGCCGAGCUACAACGGCUCUUUUACUUUCUUUUAAGGCAUACGUCCAGAACGAAGAGGACAUCCCGCAUAUGCUGCUAACCACGCUCCAGUUCAACCAGAUGCCGGAAGGGUACGCUGGGAAGAUCUACAUCACCGUCCAGAGCAUCGCAAACGAUCCGCUAGUUCGAACGGUUGACAAAAGUGUGCGGCGGUGCGUUUUCCCCGACGAAGGGACCGACCACCGGUACGCGAAGUACAGCUACAGUGUGUGCGUGACGGAGUGCCUCAAGACAGCGCAGAUCAAAACGUGCAACUGUUGCCACCAUAACAUGCUGCUUGGAAGUACUGGAAGUAGUGUGGGUAGUGGUAGUAGUACAGCAGUAUCACACAUCCCUUCUUUUCCAGAGAACGAUAAAAGUCCCGUCUGCGGGUACGAUGGGCUAAACUGUCUCGACCAGCGCGAUCUGAUGUUUCCCCAGACGACCAUCAUGCAGCCGUGGCGCACGAACGGGCUGGUGUGCGAUUGCUUCCCUUCCUGUACCGAGCACGAGAUUCGCAUCAUAGGACGCGAAACGGACAUGGAAGCACGGACCGGACGCUCGGUACUGAUCAAGAUUAUGAGCCUACCGUCGCAGCGCUACCGGCGCCAGAUCGUGCGCGAAGACAUCGACGUGGUCGUCUCGAUCGGUGGCAUAUUGGGGCUGUUUACCGGGGCGAGCAUUCUAAGCUUGGUAGAGUUUAUCUACUUCUUUACGGUGCGGUUCGGGUCGUAUGUGGUGACCGAAAUUAAGGAGGAAGAAAGUGCCGAUGAUGAGUCGGAUGAGCAUGACAAGCAGGACAAUCGGAAGGCAUUGCAUCAUGGUUAAUAUCUAACUGGAUUUUGAAUUUCUAACGGGAUUGUUCAGUACCAUUCGCUUGAGGUUUUAUAGGAAUUUGGAGUGUGUCCUGGAAAUCGCUUUUUUGUGCUAUGCUUCAUUCCCUUAUUUUUUGAUUUUUCUAACACUGGAGUGGGGUCUUAAGCUCAGAACAGGUCUGAAAAUAGUUCCAAGGGGAUGUAUAAGACACGUGCUACGAUCUAGCUCCAAUAUAGAGUCCUAGUUCCAAAGCCUGGAUAUCUUUGGAAGUUUGGAGAAAGCUUGAAAGGAUUAUCAGGUCUCGCAUAGGGACACUGGAUGUCCCCAUUUUCCGCUUGUGUGCGCCUCAGAGUUUACAGACACCUCAGAAUUACAUUUCAAAGUCCUAUCACCUGCCCACAUGAACUAGUUUAAUACAAAUUCUUCAUAUUUGAUGCAAGUUUUGCAAAAAAAAAACAAACCCCGA
This is a messenger RNA of Anopheles coluzzii, 2008 nucleotides long. It is a transcript of the gene ppk15, whose product is annotated as sodium channel protein Nach. Bases 1 to 1554 code for a protein of 517 amino acids. NCBI's taxonomy places the organism in Eukaryota, Metazoa, Arthropoda, Insecta, Diptera, Culicidae. Gene Ontology annotation, molecular function: ligand-gated sodium channel activity. The record is from RefSeq and is a predicted model, not a curated record. Gene Ontology annotation, biological process: sodium ion transmembrane transport. Gene Ontology annotation, cellular component: membrane. The transcript is spliced from 3 exons.